AUGGCAUCAAAAUUGCAACCAGAGGAAGCUCGCGCUGCAAUUCCCACGCACAACACGCAAUCACCACUUCUCCGCCUACCAGCCGAACUCCGCAAUCAAAUCUUCGCCCUCGUCCUCCGUCACUCACAAAUCGAUCUCUUCGUUUCGCCAACGGCAAAAGGUACAAACAUGCGAGCCAGCCACCCCACACGCACCAACUGCAUCGGCCUCCUACACGCGUGUCGCCAAACACACGUCGAGACCGCGCUACUGCUCUACGAACUAAACGUCUUUACCAUCCGAGCUUCGCACUGCAUGCAUCUCGUUGCCUUCCUGGCGCGGCGAACGGCUACGCAGAUCGACGUCAUGGCGGAAGUGCAAUGGAAGCCGGCUUUGGAUGUCAUGGGGGUUUAUGCGUGCUCGGCGGUUGAAUGGUUGGAUAUGACUACAAGGGAAAUUGACCAGCUGGAACGGAAUCGGCGCCAGCGAGAGAUUGAGGAUAGGCGUUCGAGCGCAAGAGCAAGAGGACGAUUAUAUGGAUAUGAGUGA
Messenger RNA from Alternaria alternata, 528 nucleotides. RefSeq lists its product as hypothetical. The record is from RefSeq and is a predicted model, not a curated record. Bases 1 to 528 code for a protein of 175 amino acids. The transcript is spliced from 2 exons. NCBI's taxonomy places the organism in Eukaryota, Fungi, Ascomycota, Dothideomycetes, Pleosporales, Pleosporaceae.